AUGAGACACACCCAAGAGGCACUGGGAAGUCCUAUAAAUUUGAGAAGAAAGGAAGUUUAUGAGUGGGAAUUGGAUCAUUGGAAUUUAAGAGAGCUUAACAGACUUGAGAAUAUGUUAGUCCGCCGCAGGAUUGAGACGUGGGGCUGGGCACCGGACAGCCAACUGUCAUGUGUAAAAGCUCUUCAAGAGAGGAAACGAAACCGGGCUAUAGCUCUAGAUGAAGAAAGUCGGGUUAUGAAUGAACUAAUUCGUUCUCGUUUUCAUUCUGGAACCAGAGAACCUCGUUUUGAAGAGCGCCACAGCAUCUUUUUCAAGGGAGAAGAUCUUGAUUUGGAGCGGGAGGAUAUGGUCUUGAAGCAAUAUUUGAGCAUGGAGAGCCCCGUUCUAGAGCAGCGCCGUCUCUUUCUAGAGGGCCAAAGAAUCGGACCGAAGUGA
This is a messenger RNA of Botrytis porri, 435 nucleotides long. RefSeq lists its product as uncharacterized. The record is from RefSeq and is a predicted model, not a curated record. Bases 1 to 435 code for a protein of 144 amino acids. The transcript is spliced from 2 exons. Lineage: Eukaryota; Fungi; Ascomycota; Leotiomycetes; Helotiales; Sclerotiniaceae.